This is a messenger RNA of Oreochromis aureus, 3059 nucleotides long. RefSeq lists its product as uncharacterized. The record is from RefSeq and is a predicted model, not a curated record. The transcript is spliced from 5 exons. Lineage: Eukaryota; Metazoa; Chordata; Actinopteri; Cichliformes; Cichlidae. The coding region runs from base 214 to 2400 and encodes 728 amino acids.
CACAGGUGGCGCUGGUUGACUCGACUCCAUUUGAGUGCACACAAAGUAAACUGCUCGCUUUAGUUGUGCGGCGAAAACGCUGAAAUUGGAGUAAUAAAACGUGCGAGGGGAAAGAUAACGACGACAAGAGUCUCCCGAUCGUUUACUCUUGCUGUCCUGUGAACAACAUCGGCGUGGUGUUAACUGUUUGCUGUUUUCGUGAUCGCGUCGCGCAUGAGAAUAUCACCAGAUCAACCCACAAAACAAAGGAGAUUUUCUGUACAUCUCCCCAGAGAGGGCCUUCGUCGACUUCCUGUUCGCUCACACCGUCCUCCAUCUCGUUGUGAUGAAUUUCAUUGGCUGAGGCAAACAUUUUGUUUGGGGGUCUGGCACAAAUCCUGCCUUCCAAAAUUGGCAAAUCAGAAUUGUCACCAGUCAACACAGAAAGAAGAAAUUUCUGAAUAUUCAGGGGAGGAUGGAUUGCCACAUUCAGUUCUGGAUCAAAUAUCAAGCGAUGAUGAUGGCAACCACAGCAUAUCAGAAGAAGAAUAUGUGCCAGAUUCAGAGUCAGAUGAUGAAGAUUCAGAUGAAGACAUCCCAUUAUUGCCAAGCACAUCAAAAGGUCUGCUAUGCCAAGAUGACAUCUCCAAAGCGCAUGAACAAUCAGAUUCAACGAAUUUAAUCCACAACUUGACAAAGGACAAGCCAGAAGAUAAAAGUGAGCUUUGCGAAUCUGAAUCAGAAAAAAUGACUUUAAGUAAAAGAUAUUACUGCUAUUUUUGUGGCAAACCACAAGCUAAAAUUUCCCGCCACCUGAAAACGCACAAAACAGCUCCUGAUGUUGUGCAUGCAUUUUCCCUGCCUAGAGACUCAAACGAGCGUAAAAGCCUGUUAGAGAAAUUGAGAAAUAAGGGAAAUUUUAAGCAUAAUGCUGCAGUUUUGCAUGGUGGAGUGGGACCACUGAAAGUGAAGAGAAGACCCAAGAUUAAAGCAGUAGAGGGAAAGUUUGCUCAUUGCUUUUAUUGUCAAGGGAUGUAUGUUCGCAAGGAUCUUUGGAGACAUGUCCGCAGAUGUCCUAACAAACCAAAAGAUGACACAGAUAAAGAACCUGGAAGAACCAAAGUACUCGGCCUGGCUUUAACUCUGGAGUCUCAGUGUUAUCCGCAGGUGUCAAGUGGAGUGUGGAAGGUUCUUGCUGUUAUGAAACAAGAUGAGAUUGCCUCAGCUGUGCGAAAUGACUUUACUGUUAUUCAGUUUGCCCGGUCCCUCUAUAAUAAACAUGGACAAGACCCUACAAAGUAUGAUUAUAUACAACAGAAGCUUCGUGAAGCGGGACGUUUGUUGUUGUGUCUGUGUACAGAAUUCUCAGUGCAUAACAUGGAAGAAGCUAUUAAGCCUGCUAACUUCCAGAGAGUUGUGCAAGCAGUAAAGAAAGUUUCAGGUUUUGAUGAAGAGACACUGUCAUACAAAACUCCAAGCCUUGCGCUGAAACUGGGACAUACACUGCAUAAAAUGUCUGACAUUAUCCAUAGUCGUGCCCUCAUGACAGAGGAUGAAGCCCUAAUCAAGUCCACUGAUGCGUUCAAGAAGUUGUAUGUCUCCAAAUGGUCCGAGAUGGUGUCUCACCGUGCCUUGAACACAUUGAGUGAGGCAAAGUUUAACAAGCCAUCAACAUUGCCCUUUACAGAAGAUGUUCGGAUUCUCCAUCACUACCUUCAAAAAUCUGCAGAAAGUGCCUUUUGCAGCUUGGAGAACGAAGCCACAGCUCAGAAUUAUGCCCAACUUGCACAAGUUACACUCUCACAAAUCAUUGUGUUCAAUCGAAGACGUUCUGGAGAGGUUUCAAAGAUGUGCCUCAAAAGUUUUCUUGAAAGAGACAAAACGGCACUCCACACAGAUGUUGCCAUGGGGCUCUCAGAAAUGGAACAGAGACUCUGUAACUAUUUCUGUAGAAUAGAAAUAAUGGGAAAAAGGGACAGAAAUGUUCCAGUUCUGCUAACACCAAGCAUGCUGGAUGCUCUGUCACUACUGGUUAGUAGGAGGCCUGACUGUGGUAUUUGUGCCACUAAUAUCUACCUCUUUGCAAGACCCCGAUCAAUGAGUCAUUACAGAGGAAUGGACUCCUUGCGUGUUCAUGCACACCAGUAUGGAGCAAAGCAGCCUGAGUAUCUAAGCUCGACACAGCUCAGAAAACAUGUUGCCACACUCUCACAAGUCCUUAAUUUGAAAAACAAUGAACUUGAUCAGGUUGCAGAUUUCUUGGGUCAUGAUAUCCGCAUUCACCGCGAAUUCUACAGAUUACCAGUUCCCACAACACAGCUGGCCAAGAUUUCCAAACUGCUUUUAACACUGGAAAAAGGACAUCUUUCCCAGAUCCAGGGGAAAUCACUGGAUGAGAUCGAAAUUGAAGGUUUGUAUUGAAAGGAGCAAAUAUUAGGGCAGUAGUUGAAUAUUAUGCUUUAUCAACAGAAUUAAAACCUAAAAGCACAGACCAUUCUAUUAAAUGUCCAUGAUUUAAGGUUCUUGAAGUCUAUUGUUUCAUCACUUUGCAACAUUUGGUGUCCCAGUAAUCCUGUGUCCUGUCAGAUGUGUAUUCAUGGUAAUGAUGAACUAUUUAAAAAUGACAUCAUUGUCCCUUUAAAGACCCAAUAUUGGUUUUUUUGGACCUCAUCGUUGUCAAGUGGACAAUGUCUCCAGAAAACACAAUAGAGUCUGUUUGGUGUGUAUCAGUGUAUCUAGACUUCUAUAGGGAGUGUAUGAGGUCUGAAGUGACCCAAAUUUUUUUCAGAUUUUUUCGAACACUUUAACCUCGCUCCCUUGGCUCUAAGUCCUCUGGAAACGGUAGUCCACUUAAACCACCACCGGGCGGAUUGACGUAGUAUAGUCCCUCCAUAGCACAUAGACCCGUGUGUGUGUGUGUGGGGGGGGCGGCGGUCAAGAUGAGACCCUGUGACGACUCCCCAAAGCUGGUGCCAGGAGUCUAGCGGUACAUCUAAACAAAAGGCUCUUACACUCAAACAGAUAUACGUGUGUUUGCCAUACCAUAUAUCAGCAAGAGAACAGAACAGUCAGAAGAGGAG